CUUUUCUCUCCCCCAUUUCCCAUUUUUGUUUCGACAUUUUUUAAAUGCAGGAUCGAAAUCUUUCAUUUCAGAAAAAUAUGAAGGUGAGCGAGAAUCCGAAUAAAUUCAAGAAACGUGGGAGACCACCACCGAGUGUGAAAUGAUGACGAAAAAAAUGUCCGGAGGUUCGAAUGGUUGCGUGUUUCAGUUUAUUCGCGCAGGAAUGCGGUAGAGAUAAACGGCAGGCCUACUGUUUAUAAAUAACAACAACCAAUGAUGCUGAGGAAAAGAAGAUGAGCGCUACGGUACGUUACUGUGUGACGAGCUUUCGGCUUCUUGGCGGAUCAGAAACGGGAAAUAUCUGAACGAGACGCGGUCAUCCUGCGCGACGCGAGAGGAGAUACAUUAUUACAUCGUCCGCAGCCUAAUUAAUGUCAGCGGACGAUGCUUACGGCGACGGUACAACGGUGAGAUAGCGCGGCAGCGCUGAUACGAGCGCAAACGUGGGGAAGCGAGUAGACGGCAAAAGUCGACCCCUGAGGUCAGUCGUCCGUCAUCUUCUGUUUAUCAUUUCUCGCCGUCGAUACGGCCAAGUGUUGCGCGAGUCGCACGGGGCGCGAUAAAAUGCGACGAGUGGAUCGAACGUCGGCAAACAUGAACUCACGGAGGUCCAGGAGAGACUCGGAUCUCGUUCUAUCGAACUUCGGUCAGAAGGAGCAUCUCUUCAAGUUCCUCGUCAUCGGGGACUAUGGUGUCGGCAAAACCGCGCUGGUCAGAAGAUACACGGAAGGGAAGUUCUCCUCGAAUUACAAGAUUACCAUAGGCGCCGAUUUUGCGAUAAAAUCACUCGAUUGGGAUCCACACACUAAAAUAAACUUGCAGCUAUGGGAUAUCGCCGGCCACGAGAGAUUUGGAUACAUGACGAGGGUCUAUUACAAAUACGCAGUGGCCGCGGCUCUCGUAUUCGACAUCUCACGCAUGGCGACCUUUCAGUCGAUGAAGAAGUGGCUGUGCGAUCUCAGGGAGAAGGUUACACUGUCGGACGGGUCGAGCAUACCGAUCGUACUGCUGGCGAACAAGUGCGACAUAUCGGUCGCCGUGACCAACGAGCAGAUCGCUAAGUUUUGCAGGGAGAACGGUAUAGACGCCUGGUACGCGACCUCCGCGAAAAACAACACCAAUGUCGAUUCAGCGAUGCGCUAUUUGGUGGAGAAAGUGCUGAGCGCGAAGAUCGACGGCGGCGUGCGCGACUCGAUACGACUGCGCGAGGCCUCGUUGAAUCGCGAGAGAUCCAGCUGCUGCAAAUAGAGGACGACGUGCUGCAACCGGCUUGUGAAAUGUCGAUUGUCGUCGUCUAGAAGUGAUUGCAUCGCAGCAUGUAUGAACGACGAUGCGGGACCACCGAGCACGAAGAUCGCGCGAUAAAACACGGCAGAACUGACGCUAUAUAAGUUAUCCCCCUUCCCCGUGAGGUUCAUAUAUUACAACAGUGUAUACAUUGUUUUACAUUAUAAUCUUAACCGUUA
Dinoponera quadriceps is the source of this 1505-nucleotide messenger RNA. RefSeq names its product ras-related protein Rab-32-like. Gene Ontology annotation, cellular component: Golgi apparatus; vesicle; trans-Golgi network. Lineage: Eukaryota; Metazoa; Arthropoda; Insecta; Hymenoptera; Formicidae. The record is from RefSeq and is a predicted model, not a curated record. The transcript has 7 exons. Gene Ontology annotation, molecular function: GTP binding; GTPase activity. Gene Ontology annotation, biological process: vesicle-mediated transport. Bases 604 to 1287 code for a protein of 227 amino acids.